Molecule: messenger RNA, 239 nt
Organism: Phlebotomus papatasi
Lineage: Eukaryota; Metazoa; Arthropoda; Insecta; Diptera; Psychodidae
Exons: 1
Coding region: 1-171 (56 amino acids)
Source: RefSeq, a predicted model, not a curated record
AUGAAGAAGGGCCAUUUGGACAUGAUUGAGAGGGUUUACAAUGAUUUCCCUGCCUUCUCGGAUAUCUUCACCGAAGAGACUUUCUACAUCUUUGCAUUUUGCUUCGUUCUCUUCACCAUCCUUGUGGCCUUUAUCCUGUCCAGGUUCAUCACUCUGAAGCCCAUGGAUUAGAUUCAUUUAUUAGAGAAUAAUCUUCAAUAGCUCCCCAUGUGAAUAAAAUGUUGCAAAAAUUGCUUUAA